Messenger RNA from Pleurotus ostreatus (oyster mushroom), 1992 nucleotides. RefSeq names its product serine palmitoyltransferase component (gene LCB2). The transcript is spliced from 3 exons. Bases 1 to 1992 code for a protein of 663 amino acids. Gene Ontology annotation, biological process: ceramide biosynthetic process; sphingosine biosynthetic process. NCBI's taxonomy places the organism in Eukaryota, Fungi, Basidiomycota, Agaricomycetes, Agaricales, Pleurotaceae. Gene Ontology annotation, cellular component: serine palmitoyltransferase complex. The record is from RefSeq and is a predicted model, not a curated record. Gene Ontology annotation, molecular function: pyridoxal phosphate binding; serine C-palmitoyltransferase activity.
AUGGCCUUCAGGUCCUCGCCUUCGCGCUCGAUAUUCAAGAAAAAGUCGUCGCCGUCGUUGGCACCGAUGACCUCGGCCGCUUCGUACCUGUCGGCCUUGUCAGAGGCCGAUGCUCGAGCACGAGGUCUGUCCAAGUCGCCUACUUCGACGCCCGCUCUUUCCUUGUCAUCCUCUAUUACCGAAUCAUCAGAAGACACGGUCCUAAACGAACUAGACGACGAUAAUCGCGACGGUCUCCUUUUUCCUUCAUGCGCACCCACGUCUGAACAGGUUUUCACCACGGUUCAUACUGAAUUCGGACAUUGCUCCAACGAGGAUUACCGAUAUGUUUCGCAGCACAUUCCUGGCGCCACGCUAGAAGUCGUUGAGAAAGAUCCGCCCUACUACAUCCUUCUCACCACCUAUAUCAGCUAUCUCAUCUUGAUUUGCGUUGGACACGUCCGCGACUUCAUCGGCAAACGCAUUUACCCUGGAGCUUACAAACACCUAAUGCCGCAUAAUGGUUUGGCACCACUCACCUCGGAUUUCGACUCGUUUUACACCCGCAGACUGAAACAACGGCUUGCUGAAUGUUUCGCGCAACCAGUAACAGGGGUAGCGGGCCGAACCAUUGUCUGCUUGGACCGUUUCUCUCCAGAUUUCGGACAAUCUUAUAUCCUCACAGGCGGCCGAACCCGUGCCCUCAACAUUUCGUCAUACAAUUACCUUGGUUUUGCACAGGGACGAGGUGGCUGCGCGGACGCCGUAGAAGAAUCCAUCAGACAAUAUGGAGUAUCUACUCUAGGUGCUCGUAUGGAGGGAGGCUCUUGUGAUCUGCACGUUAUGACGGAGGCCCUUGUCGCCCGUUUUGUUGGCAUGGAGGAUGCUCUGAUUAGCUCCAUGGGCUUUGCCACCAACUCUACGUUUAUCCCGGCACUCGUGGACAAGGGCUGCCUCGUUAUCAGCGAUGAACUCAAUCACGCAUCCAUACGGUUCGGAGUUCGUCUCAGCGGUGCCAGUGUCCGGAUGUUCAAGCAUAACGACAUGAAGAGUUUAGAAUCCUUACUCCGGGAAUCCAUUAGUCAAGGACAGCCCAAGACCCACAGACCAUGGAAGAAAAUCUUAUUGAUUGUCGAGGGCCUAUACAGUAUGGAAGGCACACUGCUAAAUCUUCCCGCUAUCUUAGCGCUCAAGAAGAAAUACAAGUUCUAUGUUUUCAUUGAUGAAGCUCAUUCCAUCGGCGCGCUUGGUCCCCAUGGCCGCGGUGUUCACGACUAUUUUAACGUCAAUCCCCGUGACAUCGACAUCUUGAUGGGGACGUUCACGAAAUCGUUUGGGGCUGCCGGCGGGUACAUUGCGGGAAACAAGAACUUGAUCGACAGGCUGCGCCUCCACGGACAUUCGGGACCGUAUGCUGAAGCCAUGACACCUCCGGUGUUAACGCAGGUCAUUGCAAGUAUGGCCAGCAUCAUGGGGAUUGGAUUACCGUCGUCCCUAUCGCACCCGACACGCACGCUAUAUUCAGCUGACGGCGAGGCCUUCCAGCAUCCAGGCCCCGCUGCUCCCGCGAUGUUGCCUUCUUGGAUCAACUUACCUCCUGCACUCGCGUCUGGACAGGAAGGUGAAACACGGUUACGCCGCCUCGCCUUUAACUCGCGUUACCUGGCGCUCGGUCUCAUCAAGCUGGGCUUCAUUACGUAUGGAGACCCAUCGUCCCCGAUUGUCCCCCUGCUUCUAUUCCACCCUGGCAAGAUGAACCUCUUCCAUACCCUGAUGAAGAACCGACAAACACCUAUCGUCGUUGUCGUCGUUGCGUACCCUGCCACGGAUCUCGUCACCAGUCGCGUUAGGUUCUGCGUGAGCGCGUCCCACACUAAGGAAGAUAUCGAUGUCGUUUUGAGGGCCUGCGACGAGAUCGGGGACGUCCUCGACCUCAAGCUUGGCAUCAGACCGUCAGAGAGGUGGACAGUAGAUGAAAUCAUAGAGCGAGCCGUCGAGCUGGUCAAGUCCUAG